Messenger RNA from Caenorhabditis sp. 36 PRJEB53466, 3761 nucleotides. The record is from the annotation of a GenBank genome assembly. Lineage: Eukaryota; Metazoa; Nematoda; Chromadorea; Rhabditida; Rhabditidae.
AUGGAUGGGUACGAAGAGGAAGAGGAGGAGAUUCAGGUGAAGUACCGUCUGCGCGGCGAGUCCGAGUGGAUCGUCAAGAAGGAGGCCGUUAUGACGUUGGACAAGACACAAUGGUAGGUACGGGCCCUACACGGACUAUAUAAGCGUGCAUACGUCAAAUAGUCGUAGGGCCAGGCCUAAAUUAAUUCAUACAGGCCUACAGUAAUCUAACCAGGUUUCUGAAGACCUGGAAAGAGUGUGUUUAUUAUAUUAAAUUCGAAAGAAAGAAAAGCAUCAGUGUUCAGGGCGAUCCGUCUGAAGCUCAACAAACAGGGCGAGGGCCAGCAGUACUACAGUCUCCACGUGGCACUCCUCACGCCCGGAAUCACCGCCCGCACGCACAUCAAAUGCCACCGCGAGGGACAGGACUCGAGCGACUGGGACCAGGAGUACACUUUUGGCGCCCACCAGUCGGUGCUCGUCAAUCCGUGUCUGAUGAAAACUGAUAAUAAGGUGAGUGGAUAGUAUUUGUUUAGCUACAACUUCCCUAAUUUCAAUGCGGUUACGGUAGCUUGAACGGUAGGGCCACAGUUGAUUUUGACUCGAUAUUGUAGAGUUCUAAAACGUCCUAUGAGCCUGAAAAUUUUUUCCCAAACACUUGACAUCUAGUUCUUUGUUUUGGUAGUUGAUCAUUUUUCGGUACAACCCGUUUCAGGACUACUGUAGCUCUUGGAAGUUGACAAUAGCUACAAGCGUAUGAAUUUGAGAGCAAACUUCGAAAGGCUACAGUUAUUUUAGAAAAAAUGAUACAAAAAAAGUGUCAACUGCAAAAAUGAUCUGCUCAAUGUGUUCUUUGUUUCCAUAGUUGAUCAUUUUUCUGUACAAGCACUCUCAAGAUUACUGUAGUUGUUGGAAGUUGUGAUCUACAGUAAUCCUGGAAGUUGUUGUGCAGAAAAAUGAUCAACUACAAAAAGCGAGUACUAGAUGCAAAGUUUUUACAAAAACAUGACCCAUAGGACGUUUCGCAACCGUGCAAUCCGCAUUCAAACUUGGCAUUGUCUUUUGAACAACUAUUAUAGAUCCCCGACUUUAAAUUUCGCACCAUACCAAAAAAUUCGCCGAUUUUUCUCCUCACAGCUCAUUUUCCGCUCUCUCUUUUAUCAGUUGACAGCGCGCUACCAAAAUUUUAUCUAAAAAAGAUAAAAUUCAUUCAUUGCCCAGCGCCGAUCGGCCGUCCCAAUCGAUGUUCGUCGCGUGUCUCGUGGGGGGUGUCUAGAGGCGCAUGACCCACUCUCUGACUCUCUGUGCUCUCUCGCCUCGGCGUGCUCUCUCGCCAGCCGCGUGAGCGCACACUUCCACGGCUUUUCGGCGCGUUUUUAAUGGAAAAAUGGGAGAAAGGAGGGAGCGACGAAAAUGGAAAAGAAAAACAGUUGUACCGUAACCUACAGUAACCCAAGAGCACUUUUUUUUAGGAAAAGGUGACAUUUGUGGUGGUCCUCCAGUUGAUGUGGAGCAAGCCGAUUCCGUUUGAGCUCACAAAAGAGCUCGUGUGGCCGAAAGGCGAUUUCACACUGAAAGCGGACGGUAGAACGCUCAAAGUGGAUCAUGAGGUUGGUUUUUUGAAAUUGUAAAGCUUCUAAAUGAAAUAUUGGCAUCGAGUACUGUAUUGUUGUAGUUGAUCAUUUUUCUGUACAACCACUUACUGGAGUACUGUAGCUGUUGGAAGUUGGCACUGAAAUCCAGUAGCUAUUGUCCACGUCAACUUCUAACGCUCACAGUAUCUUUGGGAAAAGCGAUUCAAAAAUGUUAUAAACUACAAAAGUUUCGCAUCAAAUGUGAACUUUAUUUUUGUAGUUGACACUUUUUUUCUACAGUCACUCCUAAAAGUGCUGUGGCUCUUGGAAGUCAGGACUGAUAUCCAGGUGGCUAUUGUCAACUUCAACUUCCAGCAGCUACAGUAUCCCUGAAAUUGGUUGUACAAAAACUGUCAACUACAAAAAUCAAGUACUAGAUGUGAAGUUUCCAUAAAAAAGUUUUGAAAACCAUAGGACGUUUCGCAACUCUACAAUAUCCAUUCAAAUCCUAUCAAUUUUCGACUAAAAUAUGCAAAUUCCCCAAAUUCUUGUCUAAAUCGGCGAUUCAUACUAAUUGAUUGAAACUGACACCGAAUCACUGGGGCGGCGAUUUUUCGGAGAUAAAAGCCGCUCUGAAUGAAUGGGAUUACUGUAUUUGCGGCCCUUGUUACAGUACCUGAAACGACGUGCUCCACUGCUCGCCUACAUGUUCGAGGACGACGAAAAGUGCGAGUACGAGGUGAAGGACGUCAAGUUCGAGGAUCUCGUCGACGCGCUCGGAGCACUACAGCACAGAUGGGAGUUUGCGGGUGAGCAGCGCUUUUUUUCUGAGCAAUUUUGGCUCAAAACUCCCAAACUGUCACUCGUGGAAUUAUUUAACGGCUCCAGGCCGAUUUUUUUCGGUGACCGGCAUUCGAUAGCCCGUUUUGCAGCGGACCGUCUCGUCGAACUGAUCCGAUCGCGCGCCGACUCGGCUUCGAUCUCUGGGGAAAGUCGUUGGACCGCGAGUUCUCGCAGCUCGUCUUCCGUAACGACGUCGUCCGAAUCACCGAAUUGGCAGACGAGACGGCCGAGCGGCUCGACUUUGAGACGCCGUUCACGUGGACCAUCGAAGAGUUCUCGACGUUGAAAUCGUCGACUUCGAGCCCGAAUCAACACGUUUUGCUGGCGUCCGAUGACGGUGUGCACAAGUGUAUUCUCUACGUCUACGUGCAGCAAUUCUCGGGCACCAAGUACGUGUCGUUUGGCAUUCAGAUGAACACUUUCGAGGACGUCGACGAGAACGAGGAUUCGAAUAUGUUCGCCGAGCGGGAGGAGGACGACGACGACGAAUUCUUCGACGUCUACAUCAACGCGAUUUCGGAGAGCGGCGAUCGAGUGAUUCGCGAUCAGAUUCAUCGCAUUCAAGUGAACAAUAGUGUGAUCGUCGGCUCGCCAGUGUUCGCCAAACUCGACGACGUGCUUCCGUGGGUCAGCGCCGACGACAAAUUGACGAUCGAGUUCGGAUGGACGCAGAAUUUGGGAGAGGUGAAGCCCGGCGGCACUUAUGUUCUGCCGGGCACUGUUGACGCGAAAAUCGUGUGCGAUGAUACCACUUUGCGCAUCAAUAAAGAGGUAUUGAAAUGACUAUAUGAUAUUGGAAAAUUUAUCGACAAAAUUUGCAGUACCUGUGCCACCACUCCGACUACUUUUCCGGGCUCUUCUCGGAUCGUUGGGGCUCGCGGGACAGCGUGAAAUUGCCGGCGGAAAAGUUGAAAGUGCUGUCGGUCGCGCUGGAAAUGCUCUACAAUCGGCGGGUGAGCAUGAGUCCGGUGCUGUUGUCGCAGGUGCUCGACUGUGCGGAUCGGACGUGGAUGAGCCAGCUGACCGAGGGCAUCCAGCGGAUGUUGUGGAGCUCGCAGAUGGAGAUCGAGGACCGCGAGUGGCUCGCCGAACAGUUUCAGUUGAAGGACUUGGAGGUAACCGUUCGAUUCGAAACCUUACGAUUUACUGUUUGUUUUUCAGGUCAAAUGCACACUGGAGCACAAAAAAGAGCAGCUCAAACUCAAGAAAGUGUCUCGGAAGCGCGCGCGUCCGGCGGAUUUUAAAGACGAGCCGCCGAUGGCGCCGCCGCAACCGGGCCGGCCUUCACACGACCAGGAAAUGGAGGACUCGGCGCCGAUGCUCCAGCAGGAGGCGCCCCAGCUUCCGGAGCAAGUCAGCUCGUGA